ACAGUGUCAGUCAAGAUGGCGGGGCGGCGGUGGCGCUGCGGCUGGAGCCUGGCGGCGCUGGCCCUGGCCCUGGCGACGCUGCUGCACGCCUGCGGCGGGGCCGGGGCCGGGGCGUCGAACGAGACCGGGCUGGAGACGGGCAUUUACGGGCUGCGGCUGGUGGCGGUGGAGAGGCCGAUCCUGGAGGAGGAGGAGGCGGCGGUGGGCGGCGGCCAGGCCGGCGAGGCGCUGCGGGUGCUGGAGGGCCAGACGGUCAAGCUGCGGAUCUUCGGCCGGGGCAUCGACGCGGGCGCCUGGAGGCGGGUGGGCUUCGCCGAGCUGGGCCCCGAGGAGGGCUCGGCCAACGGCAGCGCGAGGCGGGCGUGCCCGUCCCGCAGCCGCGACCUGGAGGUGAAGCCCGGCGUGGAGGAGCGGCGGGAGACCUCGGGCCUGCUCACCGUGCGGGUGCAGCCGCUCCGCAAGCAGGAGAAGGCCCGGCUCUUCGGCCUGUGCAGCCGCCCGCCCGGCGGCGAGGCCAGCUCGGCCUGGCUGCUGCACCCGGAGCCCGACAGCCGCCUGCGGGUGCAGGAGGAGGCGCCGCCGCUGCUGCCCUUCUGGCUGCAGGUGAUCCUGACGGCGCUGCUGCUGGUGCUCUCCGGCAUGUUCUCGGGCCUCAACCUGGGCCUGAUGGCCCUGGACCCCAUGGAGCUGCGGAUCGUGCAGAACUGCGGCACCGAGAGCGAGAGGAGGUACGCCCGCAGCAUCGAGCCCGUCCGCCGCCAGGGCAACUACCUGCUGUGCUCCCUGCUGCUGGGCAACGUCCUGGUGAACACCACCCUGACCGUGCUGCUGGACGGGCUCCUGGGCACCGGCUGGGUCACCGUGGUGGCUUCCACGGUGGGCAUCGUCAUCCUGGGUGAGAUCGUGCCCCAGGCGCUGUGCUCCCGGCACGGGCUGGCGGUGGGCGCCCGCACGGUGCUGCUGACCAAGUUCUUCAUGGUGCUGACCUUCCCGCUGGCCUUCCCCAUCAGCAAGGUGCUGGACUGCGUGCUGGGCCAGGAGAUCGGCAAGGUCUACAGCCGCGAGAAGAUCCUGGAGAUGCUCAAGGUGACGGGCCCCUACAACGGCCUGGAGGCCGACGAGCUCAACAUGAUCCAGGGUGCCCUGGAGCUCCGCAGCAAGACCGUCGAGGACGUCAUGACGCCCAUCCACGACUGCUUCAUGGUGUCCAGCGACGCCAUCCUUGACUUCAGCACCAUGUCCGAGAUCAUGGAGACGGGCUACACCCGCAUCCCCGUCUACGAGCAGGAGAAGUCUAACAUCGUCGACAUCCUGUACGUCAAGGAUCUGGCCUUCGUCGACCCAGACGACUGCGUCCCCCUCAAAACGAUCACCAAGUUCUACAGCCACCCGCUGCACUUUGUGUUCUACGACACCCGGCUGGACACGAUGCUGGAGGAGUUCAAGCAGGGUAAAUCACACCUGGCAAUUGUACAGAAGGUGAACAGUGAAGGUGAGGGAGAUCCUUUCUACGAGGUGCUGGGACUGAUCACUUUGGAGGAUGUUAUUGAAGAGAUCAUCAAAUCAGAAAUUCUUGACGAAUCGGACAUAUUCACGGACAAUCGCUCAAAGCAGAAGGUGACUCACAACAACAAGAAGAGGGACUUCUCGGUUUUCAAGCCCACUGUCCAUGAGGUGAAAGUCAAGGUGUCCCCGCAGCUGCUGCUGGCUGCUCACCGCUUUCUGUCCACAGAGGUCACUCUUUUUGCCCCUGCCCACAUGUCCGAGAAGAUUCUGCUGCGGCUCCUCAAACAUCCCGACGUCAUCAACGAGAUCAAGUUUGACGAGGGCAACAAGCUGGCUGCUGAGCACUAUCUGUAUGUGCGGGGGAAGGCGGUCGAUUACUUUGUCCUUGUUUUACAGGGUAAAGUGGAGGCAGAGGCUGGCAAAGAAGACAUGAAGUUUGAGACGGGACCCUUUUCUUACUAUGGUACCAUGGCCCUUGGCAGUCCCAUUUUGGCUCUCUCUUCCAGGCUCCGUACUUGCAGUCUCAAACGGCCUUCUCUAAUUUCUUGGUUCCGAGAAACGCGUCCAUCCUCUCGCACCAGUGAGCUGAGUCGCUCUGUCUCGCUGAGCUACGCCGAGCGCUCUGAAUCGAUACCAUCUAUCGUCUCACCCAGCCCCUUGACGCACUACGUUCCGGAUUUCUCCGUCAGGGCGCUGACCGACCUGCAGUAUGUUAAGGUGACAAGGCAACAGUACCAGAAUGGCUUACUGGCGUCAAGGAUAGACAGCACCCCGCAGUCUCCGGACAACCCCCACACGAAGAUCGACAUGAAAAUAGAGAAACCUGAGACUAUAGCAGAUGAAACCACGGACCUUCUGAACGAGCAGAACUCUUUGAACCGUACUUUGAACCACACUUUGGAAAACAGUAUAUGACCCCACGCUUGGAGGGUCGAGGCUCUGCUCCUGGGGCAUUUAAAACAGUUCCUGCGAACAAUCACCGUGCAAUCUUUUUAUAGUGUGUGUGUGUGGGGAUGAACGAGGAACGGUACGACAUGAGACAGCUCGUGCAGAAAGUGAGGAGACAUGCCCGGUGAAUAACUGAUUUGCUACAGCCACACAUGCCGGGUCAGCACGCGGACAAAAAGACAAGACUGCUCAACCCCAAGAGGAACCAUCUAUAGCCAUCUCCUCUUCUCCUGGCAAGUGAACCUUCCAGUGUCUAACAUGGGCAGGACCACAUGACUUUGACUGGUUGCCUGCUAUCUUGGACAGCUUCAGAUGGCUUGGGGCUGUGUGUUGCUGGGUAGCAUUUCAGCUCUCGCCCUGGGCUGAUGUACGCUGAACACCCAUUCCCCUCUCCCCACCAUCCCCAGAUUGUCAUUUCCUUGCAUUUCAGCCUUCAUUCCUUUGCACAUUUCGAGUAUUGGGAGGUGGCAGAGGAAAUGUUGUUCCUAUUACAAUGCGCAGACAAGUCACAUCAUUUUACACUAUGCACUAGAACAACGUGCAACAGUUUUACAGUCUUGGGGACAGGAGCAGUGUUUGGGAACAGCUUCUCUUACUAGUUUACUUUCAUCCUGAGGUAGAUCUCUCCAUGUUUCAGGUCUGCCAAUGUCUGUCCUUCUGUGCAGUUAAAGCCUGUACCCAUCACAUCAACUUCUGACAGUUGGUGCCUGUUGACGAUAGACUUCAGCUGAUCCUGACCUGUUAUUGAUUCCCUGAUUGUCCAUCGGUGUUUAGCCAGAAGAUGGAGAAUUGCCAGAAGAAACCACAUGAGUUCAGAAUCUCUGAGGGCCUUCGCCCUGUGGUCAGUUCUUCUGUGAUCCUUGUCAACUUUGAUCUAAAGUGGUAUGGUUGAGCAAACAGCACUCCGAUAACAUGGAGGUAUUGAUAGCCAGGAACGAGGGAAAGCUUAGGUUCAUUGGCAAAGCCAUAGGGAUUUCUACAUGUCUAAUCUAACUCGAUUCCUGGAUUUGGGGUUUGUUUAAAUUGGGAAAUUGAAGUUUUAAGUAUUAACGGAAUGUCUAUUCUGUGUGGGGGUGUAUUCCGGGUUACCCAUAGCUGUGCAUAACCAUGCCUCAGGGAAGGUUCAGGCCCGACUGUGGGCACAUAAAUUGCAAGCCCCAGAGCAGUCACCUCAAGGCUGGGUGGUUUUGGCAGGUACAAUGCUCUACAACUCGUACAAUAACCAGAAAUACUUUUUUGGGCCAGUCCAGUGGAAAGUCUGAGAAUAAACAGGUUGCAUCUGCUGCAAGGAGAGAGAGAGAGAGUGAUAUGAAGUGUUUUCAAGCCCAAACCUUGACUUGAAGUGGUAUCAAUUCAUUUUCUGUAAUUUUCCACUGAAGGAAGGGCUUGCUGGUUUAGAGGCGGAGUUCAGUUUGUUCCACAGACCAAGUUUGUCCCGUGUCUUUUUUUUAAGGGGUGGGAGGGUUUUUUUUUAAGUUAUCCCGACUUGUAGCUCUGUUAAGGUGCACGGCCCUGUUUGCGAGUUGGCCAGAGCAGUUGAAGCAGAACUAAGAAGGUACAAAAGGUACAUUGUGAAGUAAAUCCAUUCAUCAGUGAAUCUUUGAGGGCCAGGAAUGAGAGUUUAUCAAAUGGGAUACUCUGGAAGUUGUAACAGUCUGCACCAACUCCCAUUAUGUCUGGCACCAGCUGCUUUUUUUUUGAUAUCACAGUUUAUUUCUCAAUCUCAGUAAGAAGGGACAAACUUGUGGGUCACCUCCACACGGUCAGGCCACACCUCCUGUGUGCUAACGUCUAUGACUGUUGGGCCUCACAGAAAAGCUUAUCAGUUUAUUCUAAUUGAUGUGUAAUGUGAUUUAGUCUUGCUUUAUUUAUUUUUUUAAAUACUGGCUCUAAUUGCCUAAAAGAUCAUUCUUAUCUUCCUGACACAAUUUUUUUUUGAUUGUUUACAGUUGGUUUUGCAAUAUGCUGGUUAAGGUGCAGCUGCUUGAUAAGUUAGUUUGCCCAGAGUCUUCCCUGUGAAUUAAACAACUUCCUUCACUUUUUUUUUAAACUGCUUGACUUACCCAUUGCUUUCUUUGAGGGUCCCAGUUUGUCUGCGUUUGUCAAUCCACUGCCGCAUGUGCACAUUGCUGGUCCCAAGCUGAGAUUGCUGGAGGAACCUGGCAGCAGAAACAGAGUUAGCAUUUCAAGUCUAGUAUGUGUUCUGCAGAGCACAGGAAGAGUCACUGGACCCAAAACGUUAACUCUGUUUAUCCCUCUCCGCGGAUGCUGCCAGACCUGCUGAGUUUCUCCAGCUAUUUCUGUUUGUUAGUUUCAGAUCUCCAGCAGUUCUUUGUUUAAUGACGAGUCUUAUCAGCUGGUGCCUCUUUGGCUCGCCCUUGUGCAAAGGACUUGGGUACAAACUCUGAGGGUGGGACUGGGAACUCCUGAGGUGCAUGCUGCAGUCAAAUGGGCAACUAAGAGGGUUAACACCGAAACAAAGACUAUUUCCAUCAGUAAGCUACAUGGAGUUGACCUCAUUGCAUGCAAUCACUUGUAUAUUCAUUUCGAUUAUCUCAUUCUCUUGGAGAGCCUCAACAGUCUUUGUAAGGAGUUUCCCUCCUCGUAUUGUUUAACAUCCUGUUGAUAUUAAACAGCUUUAAUAUUUGUUCUUCCCUAGGAGAAUGCAGGAUAUUUAAAUUUUCUUAAAGCACACACUAAGAAAUGGCAAUCCGUUUUCCAGAAUGUACUUUUUUUAACUACCCUUUUUUAAAUGCAAAUCUAUAUAUGAAAAUGUAUUUUUGGGGUUGGCAAUGAGAAUCAAACCUCCCAAUCAUUUGCAUUGAGGGGAAAGUGGGGGAGCAAGAGAAGGCUGAUAUCCUCAGCCCCCUGACAGCUUUUACAGAAACCGAGCAACUUUUUAAGGGGAAAAAAAAAUCCAGGAUUGGAAUGUGUUUAACUAAUAUUUUACUAUUUUACCUCUUGGUGCCGAAUGCCAGCAAUAAUUAUAUCGCAAACAGGUGGUGUUCCAAAAUACUGCAAUCUUCCCAGGCCAUCUUCCAUGAUUGUGGAUAAUGUUCCUCAAAUUCUGCAUCUUCAGGAGUCAUUGGAAUUAAGAAACCUGAUUAAACCCUGAUGGGUAACGCUCUGUGUAGACCAUAUUUAUUUGGCAAUAAGAUGUUGUUUAUAUAUGUGAUUUCUUUGUUUUGUUUUCUGCCAUGACCUGUUUGCAUUAAUAUAUCCUGUCUUUCAACCAAACACUUGGAAAUGUUUAUGUCUGUGUGUGUGUGUGUGUGUGUUUGUCUCCUGAGUGUUUUUGAACAGACUCUGUAUUUGGGUCGUGCACUUUCUGAUGUUUUAAAUAAGGUUAUUAAAUGCCGAACGUGUUUCUCUCAUGACUGGUUCAUUGCGGAUUUUUGCCAAUUUAAACCUCAUUUUGUAUCCGUGGCCAGCAGGUUCAUUCCCCCACUCAAUUCUCCUACUUUCAAAACAGGUGUCAAAAAACUGCUUUAAUUUCUGUAAAAUGUUGGAGAUUCUUUGUAAGCAGGAGAGUCAGUCCAGUUUCUUUAUUGUCAUGGUGCACAUGGCCGCCAUGUAUAAAGCGAUUUCUUUGGAUUUUGAGGGAGGGUAUUCUAUAUUUCUGUAUUAAAGAAAUGAUUUUAA
Messenger RNA from Chiloscyllium plagiosum (whitespotted bambooshark), 6096 nucleotides. Its product is annotated as metal transporter CNNM2-like. Gene Ontology annotation, molecular function: magnesium ion transmembrane transporter activity; sodium ion transmembrane transporter activity. Gene Ontology annotation, biological process: magnesium ion homeostasis; magnesium ion transport. The record is from RefSeq and is a predicted model, not a curated record. Gene Ontology annotation, cellular component: plasma membrane. Lineage: Eukaryota; Metazoa; Chordata; Chondrichthyes; Orectolobiformes; Hemiscylliidae.